Messenger RNA from Lontra canadensis (Northern American river otter), 803 nucleotides. It is a transcript of the gene TMEM225B, whose product is annotated as transmembrane protein 225B. The transcript is spliced from 6 exons. The record is from RefSeq and is a predicted model, not a curated record. NCBI's taxonomy places the organism in Eukaryota, Metazoa, Chordata, Mammalia, Carnivora, Mustelidae. Gene Ontology annotation, biological process: negative regulation of phosphatase activity. Bases 80 to 760 code for a protein of 226 amino acids.
GCCGAGAGCCAGUUAACAAGAGCCUGCGAGUUCCUGUCUUUUCUCAUCCCUGAAUCCUUACCGCUGGCCUAAGCUGGGCAUGGGGCGUCCGGUGAUGAUGACUUUAGAGAACAAGGAUAUGAAGGGAUUCACGUGGGCCAUAGCCCCAGCCUUGACCUCCCUGGGCUACCUGCUCAUACUGCUGGUCUCCAUCUUUCCCUUCUGGGUACGGCUUGUAAACGAGGAGUCUCACGAGGUGUUUUUCAGUGGCCUGUUUGAGAACUGCUUCCAUAUCAAGUGCUGGAAGCCUCGACCCUUAUCAGUGUACAUCAUUCUCGGCCGCGUUUUCCUGCUGUCUGCGGUUGUCCUGUCUUUCCUCACCACCUUCAUCCUGGUGUCCUUUGCGUCUCAGCUGUUUCCCAGGACCUGGAAGCACAAUCUGGUGUCAGCCUUCAUCAGCUUCCUCACAGGGGUCUGUGCCUUCCUGGCCUUGUUGCUGCAUGCCCUGGAGAUCCAGAAUCUGAGGAUGAAGCCCAGCCCCCCCCAGUUCUCCGUGCAGUGGCCUUACUACGUCCUUGGCUUUGCCAUCGUUCUGUUCAUAGUGGCUGGUGCCAUCUGCCUCUUCCAAGAAACAGCCUGCCUUAGCUGCCAUUGGUUGCCCAAUUCCCGGAGUAUCGAGGAGAGCCAGGGCGUCCCCCACCUGGAGAAUCUGGAGAGUUUGGGAGGAGACCUAAGCUCCAUACAAAAGGAGACGCUGCUGAAAGAAGAAACGGUUAUCUAGUCCAGGAGAGCGUCCUCCAGGCAUCCUCAGCUGUAUGAGCCUG